UCUUUUUUUUUUUUUUUAUUAUUAUUUUUUUUCCUAGUUUCUGUCUUUCUCCAGAGAAGAUGAAGCUGUUACUAGCGGUUUCCGUGAUCGUGGUCGCGCUCUUCGUAAUGGCCGGCCCCACCUCAGCCUCGGAAGACUCGUCUUCCGUAAAAGACCAUUUUGAAUCCUUCGGCUCCUCAGUUCGGGAAUUUGCAACUAAAGUGGGCGAAAAAACAAAGACUGCAUUUGAGAAGCUCCAUAAGAGCGAAUUUGCUACGAAGACCAGGGAUUGGUUCAGCGACGCAUUCAAGAACGUGAAGGAGAAGUUCACGCCAUCCUCUUAAAUGAGAACCCGGAUCCUGCUUCGAUGACCCUCUACCGCUUUCCCAAUGUUCUCCAUUAAUAAAAAAAUAUUGCAUAAGCUUCGUGUAACCAACCGUCACAACAUGGCCAGUAAAUAAACAGGAUCCGUAUCA
This is a messenger RNA of Spea bombifrons (plains spadefoot toad), 455 nucleotides long. Its product is annotated as apolipoprotein C-I-like. Lineage: Eukaryota; Metazoa; Chordata; Amphibia; Anura; Pelobatidae. The transcript is spliced from 3 exons. Gene Ontology annotation, cellular component: extracellular region; very-low-density lipoprotein particle; high-density lipoprotein particle. The record is from RefSeq and is a predicted model, not a curated record. Gene Ontology annotation, biological process: very-low-density lipoprotein particle clearance; negative regulation of cholesterol transport; triglyceride metabolic process. Gene Ontology annotation, molecular function: phospholipase inhibitor activity; fatty acid binding. The coding region runs from base 60 to 323 and encodes 87 amino acids.